GCUCCUUCUGCCGCCGCAGCCCGGCCCAGGAACGCAAAGCCGGGGGCACUGGCCCCGAGCCUACCCACCUUCGGGCCGCGUGCCGGCUGCAGCCAGUAUGGGGGGCCACUAAGAGCGGGCGCUCGUUCGCUCUGGCACCUCCCCCGGCCACUGGCCACUGGACUCCAGCCAGCGAGCCUCAGGCACCUCUGGCCCCCAGUCCAGCGCCUGGGACGGCCCUCCGCUCUGCCCCUCCGGCUCUGAGCAUCGUGUCCCCGCCCCCCCCGCCCGCGCCUGGGACACCUGGGUCCCCCGGCGGCCCCGAGGAGAGGGGCGGGGGGGGGGGGGCAUGAAGCCGCUGGAGAAAUUUUUGAAGAAGCAGACGUCGCAGCUGGCGGGGCGAACGGUGGCAGGAGGUCCCGGCGGGGGUCCAGGGAGCUGCAGCGGGCUUGGAGGGGGUGGGGGACCUGGCGGGGGAGGCGGUCCAGCUGGGGGACCGCGGCCGCUGCAGCGGCGUCAGAGCGUGUCUCGCUUGCUGCUCCCAGCUUUCCUCCGGGAGCCCCCAGCCGAGCCGGGGCUGGAGCCGCCUCCUGAGGAGGAAGGGGCAGAGCCCGCGGGAGUCGCGGAAGAGCUAGGCAGUGGGGGGCCCUGCUGGCUGCAGCUAGAGGAGGUACCAGGGCCUGGGCCGCUCGGGGGAGGGGGGCCCCUGCGCUCCCCUUCCUCGUACUCCUCAGAUGAGCUGUCCCCGGGCGAGCCCCUGCCUUCCCCGCCCUGGGCCCCCCUGGGCGCCCCCGAGCGGCCGGAGCAUCUUCUGAACCGGGUUCUGGAGAGGCUGGCCGGAGGGGCCACCAGGGACAGCGCCGCCUCAGAUAUACUGCUGGAUGACAUCGUCCUCACCCAUUCUCUCUUCCUCCCCACGGAGAAAUUUCUGCAGGAGCUACACCAGUACUUUGUUUGGGCAGGAGACAUGGAGGGCCCCGAGGGGCUGGGCCGGAAGCAGGCCUGCCUAGCCAUGCUUCUUCAUUUCUUGGACACCUACCAGGGGCUGCUGCAGGAGGAAGAGGGGGCCGGCUGCAUCAUCAAGGAUUUGUACCUGCUGAUUAUGAAGGAUGAGUCCCUUUACCAGGACCUCCGAGAGGACACACUGAGGCUGCACCAGCUUGUGGAAACAGUGGAGCUAAAGAUCCCAGAGGAGAGCCAGCCACCCAGCAAGCAGGUGAAGCCACUUUUCCGCCACUUCCGCCGGAUAGACUCCUGUCUGCAGACCCGAGUGGCCUUCCGGGGCUCAGAUGAGAUCUUCUGCCGGGUCUACAUGCCUGACCACUCUUACGUGACCAUACGCAGCCGCCUGUCAGCGUCUGUGCAGGACAUUCUGGGCUCUGUGACGGAGAAAUUGCAGUACUCGGAGGAGCCUGCAGGGCGUGAGGAUUCCCUCAUCCUGGUAGCUGUGGCCUCCUCAGGAGAGAAGGUCCUUCUCCAGCCGCAUGAAGACUGUGUCUUCACCACACUGGGCAUCAACAGCCACCUGUUUGCCUGCACCCGGGACGGCUAUGAGGCCCUGGUGCCCCUCCCUGAGGAGAUCCAGGUCUCCCCUGGAGACACAGAGAUCCACCGGGUGGAGCCUGAGGACGUUGCCAACCACCUUACUGCCUUCCACUGGGAGCUGUUCCGAUGUGUGCACGAGCUGGAGUUCGUGGACUACGUGUUCCACGGGGAGCGCGGCCGCCGCGAGACGGCCAACCUGGAGCUGCUGCUGCAGCGCUGCAGCGAGGUCACACACUGGGUGGCCACCGAGGUGCUGCUCUGCGAGGCCCCGGGCAAGCGCGCGCAGCUGCUCAAGAAGUUCAUCAAGAUCGCGGCCAUCUGCAAGCAGAACCAGGACCUGCUGUCCUUCUACGCUGUGGUCAUGGGGCUGGACAACGCUGCUGUCAGCCGCCUGCGGCUCACCUGGGAGAAGCUGCCAGGGAAAUUCAAGAACUUGUUCCGCAAAUUUGAGAACUUGACAGACCCCUGCAGGAACCACAAAAGCUACCGAGAAGUGAUCUCCAAGAUGAAACCCCCUGUGAUUCCUUUCGUGCCUCUGGUCCUCAAAGACCUGACUUUUCUGCACGAGGGGAGUAAGACCCUUGUGGAUGGCUUGGUGAACAUUGAGAAGCUGCAUUCAGUGGCCGAAAAAGUGAGGACAAUCCGCAGAUACCGGAGCCGGCCCCUUUGCCUGGAUAUGGAGGCAUCUCCCCAUCACCUGCAGACCAAGGCCUACGUGCGCCAGUUCCAGGUCAUCGACAACCAGAACCUCCUCUUCGAGCUCUCCUACAAGCUGGAGGCUAAUAGUCAGUGAGAACAGAGGUUCUGGUCGGCCCCCCACCAGGGUCCUCGGGCACCUGGCACUCAAGCACUUUGUAUGAUGUCCCAACCCACCUCUGACAUCUCUCCCCUGGAGCAGCUUCCCGCCCCAUGGGAAGGAGUUGGCUGGAUUUACCCCUGGACUCAUAAGCCUGUUCAUCCUGCUGAAGUCCUCUCCCCCUGGCUCCUUCAAGCCAAAACCACUCUGCUGGUUCCUGCCCUCGAAGGGAAAGGGGGCAGAGAGCUCCUUCCUCUGUCCCCUCCCAUGGAGGUCUGUUCUGGAGAUGGAGUGUCCGACCUCCUCUUCCCAAGCAGGGAGGAAACCUGCCCACCCUCCUGUCUCAUCGAACAGAACUGUGGGCGGGAUUGGCAGCCUUCCUCUCUGCCACCUGUCUACCAUCUCCCUGGUCAGGGCUGGGACCCCUGGAUGUACCCCCCUGCAUAUUAUAUUGCCCUUGUGUCUGCGUGUGUAUGUGCGUGUGUCCCCUUUUAAGGAGGAGGAGCACAUCUGGUAAUUCAGGGAGGGUGUUGUAUGUGCUGCGGGGGAGUCCUUCUGUUUGGUGCUACCCUUGUCCACUCUGCCCCUGGGACAGUGCGGGCUGCUUUCCCCACCCGCACCACUCCCUGCUCAGCUCCUCUGCUGCCCUGCAUGCCCAGGCUUGUGGGCGAAGCUGCUUGUGAGGUCAGGGAGCAGCCGCAGGUAGGAGGGGUUACCCAUCAGCCCUUGUAAGCUCCCCACUCAGGCCUCUUGAAGGUCCUUGGGUGGGCUCCCACGAGAGGGUAAAAGAAGCUCAGGGAAACACGGGCCUAGGCUUCCUACUGGACCCUCCCUCUGCACUGCAGUGAGGUAGGGUGUGGCGGUAUCAGGAGUCAGGGGUGCCUGCACUCCUGCUUUUGGGGUGUCUCACUGCUAAGAAGGGAGCUGUCAUCCCCUUCUGGCUCUUGUAUAUGACACCAACAACAUAGUCUCUAUCCUUCUCCCUCUCUCUCUCUCUUUUUUUUUGGUGAGGGAGAUUGGCCCUGAGCUAACAUCUGUUGCCAAUCUUCCUCUG
This is a messenger RNA of Equus quagga, 3374 nucleotides long. It is a transcript of the gene RAPGEFL1, whose product is annotated as Rap guanine nucleotide exchange factor like 1. Gene Ontology annotation, biological process: positive regulation of GTPase activity; Ras protein signal transduction. Gene Ontology annotation, cellular component: plasma membrane. NCBI's taxonomy places the organism in Eukaryota, Metazoa, Chordata, Mammalia, Perissodactyla, Equidae. The transcript has 15 exons. Gene Ontology annotation, molecular function: guanyl-nucleotide exchange factor activity. The record is from RefSeq and is a predicted model, not a curated record. Bases 329 to 2317 code for a protein of 662 amino acids.